Messenger RNA from Diorhabda carinulata, 1222 nucleotides. RefSeq lists its product as uncharacterized. The transcript is spliced from 5 exons. Gene Ontology annotation, cellular component: axon; neuronal cell body; membrane. Bases 1 to 1218 code for a protein of 405 amino acids. The record is from RefSeq and is a predicted model, not a curated record. Lineage: Eukaryota; Metazoa; Arthropoda; Insecta; Coleoptera; Chrysomelidae. Gene Ontology annotation, biological process: sensory perception of taste.
AUGCAUUGCAUUUACCUGAACUGUGCUAAAUUAAAAGAUGAUAUCAAGAGAGUGAAACACGAAAUUAUAGAGUACAACUCCAAAAAUAAUUCCGAAUGUAUCCCCAUCAAUAUUUGGGAUGUUAUUAAAUAUCAUGACUCCAUUACGGAAUGUUUGAAGCAGGUUUGCAUAUUGUCAACCAUAUCUGCUUGUACUAGUGUAACCAAAGAAUUGAAAAACGCUGCUUUGGAAAGUUUGGAAUUAUUUCUUCACCUUCCUCUAAAUUCACAUUAUCCAGAACAUGACGUACUUUACGAAGACAUGAUAGUUUUCGAACGAUAUAUUCAUGAACCAGUUCACUUAUCAGCCGGAGGUUUUUUCAUAAUAGACUCCACACUUAUAUUCAAAAUAAUGGGCACAGUAGCAUCGUAUAUCAUCAUUUGUUUGGGAUUCGAUAAAGAUGUACCGCAGCGAGAAUCGAUACCAGCAAUAGAGCAUAUAGAAAAAAAGGAAAAUCGUUUGAAAAUAAUUAGUGCGAUCGUGGACGAAAUGGAACGCUUGAUGAUUAAUAAUCAAGAAGAUUCAAUUGCCAGCGAAUUGUGCUUCCAACAAGAAAUUAGAAAAGUGAAGAGGAUAUUGGAAAAAGAGUGCGAGAUUUUAAAUCAACUUAAACUUACUGAGACUAAUCCUCAUAUGAUACUGGUGAUGUAUUCCAAAAUGUAUCCAUUGAAACAACACAUGCAUCAAGUAAUAAUACUUCUGAGAGGAAUUAAAGCUUUCGGAAAAAUUUACGGAGCUCAAGUACUAGGAAUAUGCGGUACUGUUCUGUUAUUUGUUAGCGACAGCAUGAAAAUCGUCGUAUUCUUGGUCGCUUAUGAUUUAGAAGAUGACAACGAACAAGAUUUCAUUAGCGACGUGUCAAUAUGUAUUUUCAAAUUUUGGAACAGCUGUCAACUUACGAUAUGGUUGAUAAUAAUGAUCCACCCAAGUUACACAGGAUCUAAGGAGCUCAGUAAAUUGUAUACUUGGUAUAGUAAAAUAUUGAUUGAACUACCUCAUGGAAUCAAAGAUUACAAAUUGAAUAUUUACAAAGAAAAUAUAAUCAUUUUACUUAAGGAAUUUGUCCUUCAAAAACCUUAUUUUUCAGCAGCAGAACUAUUUGAAAUUAACUAUGCUUUAUUAAUGUAUCUUUUUACUGGUGUCAUUACUUUCAUUGUAGUAUUUGUACAACUCCGUUGAUGAA